GCCUCUUUUCUGUGUGACAUCACUCCCACUUGCUUGACUUGACACCAGAAGCGAGGUUUGAGGAACAAGUCCAGGAAGCUGCGUCAAUUGGACUUAUCUGUAUGGUGUGUGGCUGUACACACCCUGACUCCUGGACAUGGCAGGUCUCUUUGGUCUGAAGAUCCUGCUGCUCUGGGCUGGAAUCCUCAGUUUGGCAGACUGUCAAGAUGCAUCAAGUGAUAUAGCCACCUCACCUCCACUCAGCAUCACACACACUGCUCCACCUUCAGUCACCAGCUUACCUAGCACCACUUCACCUCCAAGCACCGUGGCAGCAGCUCCUGUCACGUCUCCAGGCACCUCAGCCAUCAAACCUCCACUCACCCCACUCAACACAACCACCAAGCCUGCCAUUCCUCCUGCAAACAUCCCACCCCCACUCAAUCCAACCACCAAGAGCACUGACCCUAAGACAAGCACCUCUCUCAAUGAGACCUUACCAACAAGCACCAAGUCCAACCCCACAGUGGCUCCUAACACCACAGUCCCCACGAAACCACCUCCAACACCUCAACCACCUCCAACACCUCAACCAACUCCACCACCGGCUCCGAUUCAAUGUUCUUACGAUGUCUCGACCAUCAAGUUUGGCCUUCAGAUAGACAUAACAAGCUCUACUGAUGGUUUCUACCGCAUGACCAUCACUGAAGAGGCACAACCUGAGAAGACUGUCCGGUUUAAUCACUCCAACCAAACCUCGUCACAUGACUUCAAACAUCUGAAGCCUUGUACUAAGUAUGAGCAUGCCGUGGAGUUUAUCCAUGUUGAUGGCACAGUAACGUUCUGUAACCACACCAGUAAUGUAACUACUGUAGUCACAGAAGAAAUGAAUCGAGGAGACAUUAAAGAAGGUCGCUGUGUCUCAGGACAUGUUUGUUACAGGAGUGAUUGGGACAUCAGCUCUUUGAUGUCAGCUUCCAAUAAUGUCCCAGCAAAGCAAUGCCACAAUGACUCUACAGUGUUCUGUAUCAAACCUGGUAUCAACGACUUUUGCACAACCUUGACUACGACCUUCACUUCAACAAACUGUUCAAAGUCCUCCUUCAACAGCUCUAAAGUCAUCCCUGUUGAGUCUUUGGAUGCAAGUGACAUAAAACUAAAAGUCCUGAUGGGACUUCCUGCUAAAAUAAAUGCAACAUUACCUCCAAACUGUGAGAAUCUCCCCAUCGAUUACACCUGUCUGGAAAAUGGAAACACCAGCAACCCCAAGAAUCUGUCUGAGGUGGAGCCGUUCACAGACUACAGCUGUACGGGUCAGAUCAACACAAACAAUGUUAACAUAACAACCACACCUGCUGUCAAUGUCUACAUAGACUGUGAUGUUACAACAAAAAUCAUACCUGAGAGGGUGACCAACACUUCCAUUCAUCUGAGCUGGACCUCAACCAGCCUGAGAUGUAAAGAUGCUCUUUACAAGUUUGGUUUUGUCUGCAGUUGUAUCCCUCCACCGAAACACGGCUCAGGACGGACACCUUCAAAAGAUGGAAGAACAUGUGAUAUUCGUGACCUGAAACCAGACACUCACUAUAAGUUUGAAGUCCAACCUGUCUAUGAUGGCAUGAGUGUUGGCAGUCCAAACUCAGUUACAAAAAGGACCGACAUCGGCACACCAGAAGAUAUCCGUUCCCUGUCUGUGACUGUUCAAGAGCAUAAUGUGAUAAAAGUAACCUGCGAACAUAUAACACAAUUCAAUGGACCUGACAGGAAAUACAUCGCUCAUCUCAGUCAUGGUGGGACCACAGUGAAACAAGUAAAAGACACGAAGUGCAAGUUUGAAUUCAGAGACCUGAGCUACUCUACAACAUACCACCUGAAGGUGGCUGCUUUCAAUGGGAAACAUACAGGCAAACCAGAGAUAAAAGAAGUCGACACUCUCUACAAUGACAAAGCUGUCAUUGGGUUCCUGAUCUUCCUCAUCAUCCUCACCUCUGUGGCCCUUCUGUUGGUCGUCUAUAAGAUUUUCAUCCUGAAGCGCAGACAGUCUCAUGACAUGACGGAACACAUUAAGCUGAUUCCAUCAAAUGAAGAGACCCUGCUGACCGUUGAGCCCAUUGCUGCCGAGGUCCUGCUGGACGCCUACAAGUCAAAGCUGGCAGAUGAAGGGAGACUUUUCCUGGCUGAGUUUCAGAGCAUCCCCAGAAUCUUCUCGAGGCACACUGUGAAAGAGGCCAAAAAGCCCUACAAUACCCCCAAGAACCGCUACGUGGAUAUCCUGCCAUAUGACUAUAACCGUGUGCAGCUGACUUCUGGGAACGGAGAGGCAGGAUGUGACUACAUCAACUGCAGCUUCAUUGAUGGGUACAAGGAAUCCAAAAAAUACAUUGCAGCUCAAGGGCCGAAGGAGGAGACUGUGUGUGACUUCUGGAGGAUGAUCUGGGAGCAGCAGUCCUCUAUCAUUGUUAUGGUGACACGCUGUGAAGAGGGGAACAGAGUGAAGUGUGCGCAGUACUGGCCUACCCCCACACGUGACACAGAGAUCUUUGAGGAGUUCAUAGUGAAGCUGAAUUCAGAGGAGAACUGUCCUGAUUACACCAUCCGCCGUCUGAGUCUUACAAAUAAGAGGGAGAAAAACUCAGAGAGGGAGGUGACUCACAUCCAGUUCAUCAGUUGGCCUGACCAUGGCGUCCCCGGAGAGCCGCAUCUGCUCCUGAAGCUGAGGCGGCGCGUCAAUGCUUUCAAGAACCUCUUCAGCGGCCCCAUCGUCGUCCACUGCAGUGCUGGAGUUGGCAGGACGGGCACCUACAUUGGCAUUGAUGCCAUGAUGGAGGGUCUGGAGGCGGAGGGCAGAGUGGACAUCUAUGGUUACGUAGUCCAGCUCCGCAGACAGAGAUGUCUCAUGGUUCAAGUGGAGGCUCAGUACAUCCUGAUUCACCAGGCGCUGCUGGAGCACAACCAGUUUGGAGAGACUGAGACCGAUCUGUCUGAGCUGCACAGCACUCUGCAGACACUCAAGCAGAAGAACUCAGGCAACGAACCCUCCCUGAUGGAGGAGGAGUAUGAGAGACUCCCCACUUUUAAAAACUGGAGGACAUUCAACUCUGGGAUCACAGAAGAAAACAAGGGGAAGAAUCGCUCUCAAUCCGUCAUCCCAUAUGACUACAACCGAGUGCUGCUGAAGCUCGAUGAAGGCCGCAGUCAUGACAGUGAACCUGAUGAGGAUGAAGAAGAUGAGUCCUCAGAUGAGGAAGAUGAGGAUUCCAGUAAAUACAUCAAUGCCUCACACAUCGAUGGUUACUGGGGACCACGCAGCUUCAUCGCUGCACAGACUCCACUGCCGGACACCAUGGCUGACUUCUGGGUCAUGGUUUACCAGAAGAAAGUAUCUACUAUCGUCAUGCUGUCAGACUGCAGCGAAGGAGAAAAGGAGUCUGAUUGUUUCUACUGGGACAAAGACAAGAAGACAUUCGGAGACUUUGAGGUGGAGUUGGUGAGCACAGAGAUCACCCCGACCUUCACCACACGCAACAUGCUGCUCCGCCACGUAAAGAGGAAAGACAGCCGGCCGGUGAAACACUUCCAGUUCCUCAAAUGGGGGAGCAAAGAGCUGCCGGAGAAAGCUCAGUAUAUGACAGACAUGAUCAAAGACGUCAAGCACAGCUGUGGAGGCAGCAAAUCACUCAGGAACAAUCCCAUCGUGGUCCACUGCAACGACGGCUCGUCACGCACAGGCGUCUUCUGUGCUCUGUGGAACGUGCUGGACAGUGCUGAGACCGAGAAGCUGGUGGACGUUUUUCAGGUGGCCAAAACUCUGCGCAAGGAGAGACAGGGCAUGCUCUCCAGUCUGGAGCAUUACCAGUUCUUGUACGACUCACUGGAGGGAGUCUUCCCCGUUCAGAACGGAGAGGUCAAAGCAGCUCAGUCCUCUGCAGCCGACUCUAUCCAGAUUGUAAAUGAAACCAAAGAAGCGGCGGCAGCAGAGCAGCCAGCUGAGAAGAAGGCUGAGCAGCCAGCUGAGAAGAAGGAUGAGCAGCCAGCCAGCACUACCAGCAACAGCCAGCAGGGGGCGGCAGAGAGUGCUCCUCUCAUAGCUGAUGGAGGCAAGGAAGACAAAAAUGAGGGGGCUGAAAAGGUUCCCACUGAGACAACACCACUGGAGGACAAGAGCAAUGGUCCUACAGUCACUGUGGAGGUCUGAGAGGGAGGCAGGUGGAUUUGUAUGUACGAAAAUAAGCGCUUUAGCUGAAUGCUUUCUUCUUAUUUACUUCAUGAAUGUAAAAACAUUAGAAAGAUGUAACUGACUGGUUUGGGUUUACAUCUGAUAAAGAAUUGGAUGAAAUGUUAAAAUGUCAAAUUAAAAUGGGAUUUAAACUAAGUUGUGAGGAACGUUUUAAUGCUGAAAAUAAUGUCUGCAGGUAGUUUACUGUAAGUGCUGUGGUCAAACUUGUACUGUGUAUCGAGAAAAACACAACGUAAAUUUUAAGUAGAUAAUUGUUUUGUAUCUCACCAUGAUAAAUGGGUGUUGACUGGGAGGUAGUUUAUAUAAUUUUUUUCUCGCUGAAUAAAAAUGCUGUAUACUUUUAUAUAUUUCUGGUAAAAUUGAUAUUUGCAUCAUUCUUAUGGAAACACUUUGCUGUUUGGUUAAAAUAUACUGAAAUAAAAACAUAUCAAUGUUGUAAUUUUAA
This is a messenger RNA of Notolabrus celidotus (New Zealand spotty), 4661 nucleotides long. RefSeq names its product protein tyrosine phosphatase receptor type C (gene ptprc). The transcript is spliced from 32 exons. Lineage: Eukaryota; Metazoa; Chordata; Actinopteri; Labriformes; Labridae. The coding region runs from base 137 to 4174 and encodes 1345 amino acids. Gene Ontology annotation, molecular function: protein binding; protein tyrosine phosphatase activity. The record is from RefSeq and is a predicted model, not a curated record. Gene Ontology annotation, biological process: protein dephosphorylation; negative regulation of protein kinase activity; positive regulation of peptidyl-tyrosine phosphorylation.